Pseudophryne corroboree (corroboree frog) is the source of this 1470-nucleotide messenger RNA. It is a transcript of the gene SLC35D4, whose product is annotated as transmembrane protein 241. Gene Ontology annotation, molecular function: GDP-fucose transmembrane transporter activity; antiporter activity. The transcript is spliced from 15 exons. Lineage: Eukaryota; Metazoa; Chordata; Amphibia; Anura; Myobatrachidae. Gene Ontology annotation, cellular component: Golgi apparatus. The record is from RefSeq and is a predicted model, not a curated record. Bases 206 to 1096 code for a protein of 296 amino acids.
GUGGGAGGGACUACGGCUGUCCGUGUCUCUCCGUUAGGGGGCGGACCGGGAGAGUGACGCUCGAAGCUGAUUGGAGAAUCUGUACAGCUACGUGGCCCUGUCAUGGCCGCCUCCAACUCAUCUCUUCCUUGAUAGAAAUAACCAUGAUGAUCAUGGUUAUUAUAGGGAGGAGGUGAAGUCCAGCUGCUACGUAAUGCGGUGACAGAUGUAUUACAGGGGACCCGCCGUGGGUCUCUCCUUCUGCAUCUUCUAUUUGGCGUUUCACUUCACAAACAAGUAUGUUCUGUCUAUUCUGAAAUUCACCUAUCCUACCCUUUUUCAAGGGUGGCAAACCUUAGUGGGUGGCGUCUUUCUUCACGUCUGGUGGAAGCUGGGCUGGGUGGAGAUUAAUUGCACUUCCAGAGCUGAGAUUGUAUCAUGGCUUCCAGCAUCGGCUUUCUUUGUGGGUAUUAUUUAUGCAGGCUCCAGGGCCUUGUCAAGGCUGCCUAUUCCUGUGUUCCUCACCCUACACAGUGCAUCCGAGGUUGUAACGUAUGUCAUCCAGAGGCUUUUGUUCAGAGAGCAAAGUUCUCAAACAAGAACGUGCAGUGUAAUACUGUUGCUGGUCUCUGCAGGAUGCCUUCCAAUACAUGACUCUCAGCUUGAUAUAGAUGGUUAUUUUUGGGCUGUCAUUCACCUGGCUUGCUCAGGAUGUUACAGAGUAUUCCAGAAGUCUCAAAAGUCAAGUUUGCUAAGUGACAUUGAUCAACAAUAUAUAAACUAUUUUUUCAGUGUUAUACUGUUAGCCUUUGCCUCACAUCCUACUGGUGACCUCUUCAGUGCCUUGGAAUUUCCCUUCCUCUAUUUGUAUACAUUUCACAGUGGAUGUUGUGCCAGUGGCAUUUUGGGGUUCUUGUUGAUGCUUCUGUCGGUGAAGUUAAGGAGUAGCCUCUCUCCUGCGCAGCAUCUCUGGUGGAGUUUCCUUGCUAAGGUUCUUACAGCAGUUAUCUCUCUAUUUGUCUUUGAAAUAUCCCUGAAUGUUCCUCUUACUAUGUGUUUCCUGGCAUGCUGCCUGGGAGAGGCUCUUCUAGUGUAUGCAGCGAGGACCGGUGCAUGAAAAAUACCGGUUAUGUUGGUAACGGAUGCUCUCAAAACUAGAUUAUUUCCACAAUUAUCCAUUCCUGCGAGAAGCACCAAGCAAGAAUUUGUUUUAUUGACUUUAAAUAUUCUAUACAUUAUGAUUUUAAUGAAAAGGAAGUUUACAAAUGUUUUUCAACUUGUGUUUACAAACUAGUCUGUCAGGUAGAGAUGACUUUGGCAUUGAAGAGAACCAAAGUAUAACCCUAUAACACUGUGUGUAAAGGAUUACUUAUGGAUUAUGCAGUGACACUAAUAAUAUUGGUAGAGAAGCAGCAACUGUAUAUAAUGCACCAUGGGGGUAAUUCUGAGUUGAUCGCAGCAGGAACUUUGUUAGCAGUUGGGCAAAACCAU